This is a messenger RNA of Paramecium tetraurelia, 315 nucleotides long. RefSeq lists its product as uncharacterized. The annotation marks the transcript as partial. Gene Ontology annotation, molecular function: structural constituent of ribosome; RNA binding. The transcript is spliced from 2 exons. Gene Ontology annotation, cellular component: ribosome; cytosolic small ribosomal subunit. NCBI's taxonomy places the organism in Eukaryota, Ciliophora, Oligohymenophorea, Peniculida, Parameciidae. The record is from RefSeq and is a predicted model, not a curated record. Gene Ontology annotation, biological process: maturation of SSU-rRNA from tricistronic rRNA transcript (SSU-rRNA, 5.8S rRNA, LSU-rRNA); translation.
AUUAUUUAAUUCUUGGAUAUGUCAACUCCUCAAAUAAAAUCAAAAUUGGUUCAAACCUUUGGAAGAAAGAAGAAUGCCGUCGCCAGUGCAAGUGUUAGAGAAGGAAAGGGUUUGGUAAGAGUGAAUGGAGCUCCAAUUGAAUUAGUCAAUCCAGCCCCAUUGAGAUAAAAGGCUCUCGAACCAUUAUUACUUCUUGGUUAAGUCAGAACAGGCAGAUUGGAUAUCAGAGUCACAGUUAGAGGUGGAGGAAGCACUGCUUAAAUUUAUGCCAUUAGAUAGGUAGAAUUAGCAAUCUUAAAUAUUACUUAGGCCAUC